Messenger RNA from Coregonus clupeaformis (lake whitefish), 1377 nucleotides. Its product is annotated as secretory carrier-associated membrane protein 5. Bases 650 to 1351 code for a protein of 233 amino acids. Lineage: Eukaryota; Metazoa; Chordata; Actinopteri; Salmoniformes; Salmonidae. The record is from RefSeq and is a predicted model, not a curated record. Gene Ontology annotation, cellular component: trans-Golgi network membrane; recycling endosome membrane. The transcript has 7 exons. Gene Ontology annotation, biological process: protein transport.
GAGAAGUCAUCGGCUAGUAUUGAAAUCUGACAUGUAUGAUAGACGUUUUCGCGAUCUAAAAGUCGUAUUCCUAUUAACUUCCAGGGUAGUGAGAGCGACUUUAUCAAGGUGCUACGUAAUACCGGCCGGAUUUCUACCUGCUUGAACGCCAACAACUCAGAUGCACACGAAAACAUAAAAUUACCCAGGAAUCGAUAGAUCACUCAGAGAUGCACAAAAACCAAUAUAACAUUGAAAAUGAGAUGAACCUUUCCUUUAAGAAAGUGAAAGUGAAAUACCGCUAGUAAACAGUUUUCUUGUUGGGUCGGUUAUGGCCAGCAACGAAUCCGUUUCCUCAAACCAUUCUUAGGAGAACGGGAUAUGUGCGUAAAGAGAGAGUAGAAACGUGACGUCACGAAAUUGCUUUCUACCCCCCCAAACUCGUUGGGUGAAGACGUUUCAGAUUUUAAUCGAAUAUAGAAUUGAGGUCUCUCGUUUAAUUUGACGAGCGUGUGUUGUGUUUCAUAAAGAAUAUCCUUAUAGAAUGCAAUUGAAGAACGUUGCAUAGUAUCAUCAUUCCAGGUUUGGAAAAAAGGAGGCUAAUUUCCAAGGCGUUGAGUUUUAGUCUGAAUAAUAUUUAUUUCCAACUGGAGGAAAAUAUCAAAUUGUGAUGGCAGAAAACAAUUUCCCUCCCCUGCCUGGCUUCAUCCGUCUGAAGCCGUGUUUCUAUCAGGACUUCAACGAGAUCCCAGAUGUACACCGCUCCAUGUGCAAGAAGCUCUACUACCUAUGGAUCUUGAACAGUGCCACCUUGGCGGUCAAUCUGAUUGGCUGCCUGGCGUGGAUGUGCGGCGGGGGCGGAGCAAUUAACUUUGGCAUGGCCAUUCUGUGGCUCAUCCUGUUCACCCCCUGCUCCUACGUGUGCUGGUUCAGACCCAUCUACAAGGCCUUCAAGACUGACAGCUCGUUCAACUUCAUGGCGUUCUUCUUCGUGUUCAUGGCCCAGGUGGUGAUCAGCAUCAUCCAGUGUAUAGGGAUCCCAGGCUGGGGGGUCUGCGGCUGGCUGGCGACCAUCACCUUCUUUAGCACCAAUACAGGCUCUGCUGUAGUCAUGCUGAUCCCCACCAUCAUGUUCACUGCCAUGGCUGUCCUCUCCUUCAUCGGGCUCACCAAGGUGCACAACAUGUACCGUGGCACUGGGGGCAGUAUGAGUAAAGCCCAGGAGGAGUGGACCACCGGGGCCUGGAAGAACCCUCACGUCCAGCAGGCAGCGCAGCAGGCCGCUGUAGGGGUGGCGCAGGGAGCCAUGCAGCAACAACAGCCCCAGUACUCACAGGCACCCACCUACAACUACGACGACCCGGGCAUGUAGGGCAGGGUGGAGGUGAGGGUAGGAGA